GUAAACAACCGGCCCUAUGUUCCCUCUAGCUGUCGGACCAGGCGUUUUUUCCGAAGAGACUUACAUGGGACGUAUGGCCUUAGUUGCCGGUCCUUAAUCCCUUAGAGAUCUACAUCACCAGAUAAGGUGUUUCCUCUUAUGUUCCGCAUUUAUUGAAGGGAUAAAGCAUGAAAAGAACGCACUGGGGGUCCUUUGAGGACUCCUCAAACUCGUGGAAAGAAACGGAAGCGAGUCAAAUAGUUCUUCCGAUCAGCAAAAUGGAAAAAUUCCAGCAGAUAAAGCUACCGUACAUUAUAACCAGAGAGAAACGAGUGCCACUCAAAAACCCGCUAGUGACGCAGACCGUCGAAGUGAUGAAGCAAACUGAGAUGAUCCAGACGCUUAUCGAUACAUACUCGACCAAGUCUGGUUGCAAUUACAUUUUGAAUCCGUGCCAGCUUAUGCCAACGGUCCAUUUCCCCUCGAGCAAUGUGGUGGAUUUGACACGCGCAGAAAAAAUCACACGCCCGCUGUGGUUCGUGAAUCCAGCCAGCAGUGCGUUUACCCGUGGCGAUCCAAAAAACUUCGUCAAACUAUCGAAACCGGCCGUACUGCAAGCUCUGCGCAAGGCAGCCUGCGGUCUUCUGUGCAUGGAAGGUUUCUCGGAAAUAAACGAAUCUGCCCUUAUCAUGAUCGUGGACGGGUUAGACCAGUUCCUGCGCCUGCAGGUCGAGGCCAUGCGGUCGGUGAUAAUGGAGGAGAGCAAAGAGGUUGGUGCGGUGGCCGAUGUGCUGAUGGUAGAACGAAUGUACCACUCGGUUGGGCGAACCAGUGUGUGCGAUUUGCACAACUACUACAAGCGACUGAUGAGGAAAAAUCGCACCGAGGUGCGAGAAUUCAAGGACAUCUACCAAGAAUAUGAUAGACUGCUGCAGGAAAACCAGCUAUCGGUGCAGAAUAUGCAAAAGCUAGGCGACUCGCAAGAGGAUGACUACAUGAGCUUUCUCGACCCGCAAUCUCACUCAUCCAAUGGUACCACGAUUGAUGGGUCAACCAUGAACAUUAUCAGUUUCAUCAAUGGCGAAUCUGUCAAUGGUUUUAAGGAUAUUCUAGAAGGUGAGCUGCUAGAGACAAACAGCACGCAAGAUUCAACAGAUCAAAUGAACAAUCAACAGUUCUAUCAGCAAGAAAACCCACCAUCUGUAUUCGUUCCAGCAGGCCAGAAUAACAUUUAGCAGUGGUUGAAAUCCAACGUCCAACAACGUUUCGCGUAACGGCCCUCUUGCAUCAAGAUGUUUCCUUGCAGCUUAGGUUGAAGCUAGCCAUUAAAUUAAGCGUCGCUAAACUUACACUACGAUGUGGAUUAUCUGCAAAUAUCAUAUUUUAUCUCAAUACAAGUAAAGAACACUAAAUUGUAUAAUAAAUAUGGAACUCUUUCCUCUUCUAAAUUUGUAGAUAUUUGUAGUACAAAAUGUACAGAUUAGUUGCUUGCCGUAUGGAUGAAUUCUAGUUUGAACGGGUUCCUUCUUCCAAUCGUUCGUUACAAAAGGUAAUUUACCGGAUCCGUAUCUCAAACCAACAACAAUACGUUUUUAAAUAGGUGAUCACAUGUACGAUUUAUUUAGUUUAUAUUUUUGGUUAGGGGUUUAUUUCGGUCCAAGCAUAACAUUCAUAGAGUAAAUAGGAAAAAAGGUAACACGGCAAAGAAAUCAUAUUCACUCCAACCGCCUAAGGAACAACAAAAAUUAAGGAAUGCAGUUGCGGAAGUCAUGUGUAUAGUUUCAUGGUAACGAAAUUAAAUGCUACCAGUUAAUCUUCCUGGCCGUGAGAUCUCAAA
Molecule: messenger RNA, 1816 nt
Organism: Anopheles coustani
Lineage: Eukaryota; Metazoa; Arthropoda; Insecta; Diptera; Culicidae
Gene: Spt7
Exons: 4
Coding region: 168-1214 (348 amino acids)
Cellular component (GO): SAGA complex
Molecular function (GO): transcription coactivator activity
Source: RefSeq, a predicted model, not a curated record